AUGUUUCACGCAUUUUGCAUAUACAUUCCGUACUGGCACAGGGCCGUGUUACAGGAACUUGUGUUUGAAAAAAGAAAAAUGAUGAACAUGGAACAUCAGACGGUUUUAUCGGACUCUGAGACUGAUCUGGACACUACAUAUGACGUGUUAGUGGAAGCAUUGCCCAAUGACUCCUCUAUUUGUAUGGCGACAAAGGCAUCAUGUCUCUCAGAAAAACAAAUGAGUGAAACAACGGUAAACAGCGAUAAUUUACAAAAUUUUAAGACUGGAACACAGCAAAAGGUAACGGAAUGGAUGCAACAAAAUAAUGAAAAUACAAUGAAGGUUCGUAAGGGUAUAUUAUUCUCCAAUUUAAAUCUGCAAUCACGUCUUUGGGACCGUUUUCAAAUGAUCCCCCGUGAAAGAGUUUCUACCAGUGAUACAUUAAAACCAUUUCUGAGAGCAUUCAAGGCGAUCUGUUACGUAUUGCUGUUUUGCAUUGUCCUUGGUUCGGCAGUUGCCGCCAAAACAUCAAUUCUUAUAAUGACUUCUAGCAUUGUUAAGGAUGAAAAUGCACGGAACGUGAACAACUCACCCACCAAUACGAUGCUGAUCAUCUGUAUAUGUUUCCCCUAUGCUUUAUGGAUACUUACGUAUACAGCCAGAUCUCUGUUUGGAAGCAGUGCCUGGCCUUCUUUUAAAACUACAACUGUGACUUUGUUCAUUGAACUUCUACACAGCUUUGGAUUGUGCUUACUAGUGUUUCAUAUUCUUCCCAAGAUGGACAUGGCCAGAAGCUUAAUACCAUUAAGUGGAAUAUUUGUGAUUCCAGCACUUCUGAAAACAUUGUUCGUUAUCUCUGAUAAAUCCCUACCAGGAAUAAAGCGAUUGACGCUUACAACUGUGCACGGAAUAGCCUUCCUUAUUCAGUUUUGCAAUUUAGGUGCUACAUCAAUGUUUAGUAUUCCGCUUACAGAUAAUGAAAAACAAGAAAUGGUUAAUUCUGUUAUUGAUAAUGAUGACGUCAUCAAUGUCAUUGAAAGGCCAAAACCUAUUCUAACAAAUAGAAUAAUGUGGGAGCUUCCGGUUUCUUUGGUGUUUAUUUCUUUAUCUUACUGGGAAAACUAUGCGGAUGGAGAUAUCUACAUUUGUUCCUUUAGGAUACCCCUUCUUGAUUGGAAGAAAAACUUACUUGUGGUGAAACAAAGAUUAUACAUAUUGACUGGAUUGUGGAAAAUUGGUUGGACCAUGAUCUUUGCCAUCUUACUUAUUCCUGGGUUUAAUUUUAGCAUUUCAUUUUCGGAUUCGGAUUCAAGUAAUUCGUCCAUGAAAAGCAUAUCUAACGUACCCUUUGAAACUACAACGAAUCCAUUGGGAAAUGACGUCAGUACUAUAUCACCGAAUAUCCGAGGCAAAAGAUCAUUACUUCAAGUGGCGAGUGAAAAUCAGAACAUGCCAAAUUUGGAGAAACCUGAUACAGUCAACAACGAUGCACAAAUCAAUCUGACCAGGGCAAUCAAAGACCGUGGUAUUGAAUCAGUACUGCACUUGAAUGAAAAUAUGCUUACUCGCAACCUUGUCGUUCCUCAAAUAGUAGAUAAGGAUCAAAACAUUGAUGAAAAGCAAAAUUCUAACUCAACGUCCAGUUCAUACAUUCCCGAGGUCAUACAAGUUAACCUACAAAAAUAUGGAGUUUUAUAUUUGCAUUUAGUUGCAACUACUCUUAUGUCGUAUUUUGGAGGUCUUGCUUGCAAAUUGUGUAUGCAGCUAUUUGGCUUCACCUUACCCAUCAUCUUAGCAACCCCUAUAACUUUUGGCCUUGUACUCGUGCAACAGUUUACUGAGUACCUACCUUCAUAUGUCUACGUUUGGGUUUGCCCAGAAACAGAUGGAGAUCUGCGAAAGUUUCAUCUUCUUUGGCUUGGAGUUCUUUGGAUUUCACAACUAAUUACAACAGCACAUAUCUGGUCGCCUCGAAAUGGAAGAAUGGCUAAAAUUGAAAGACUCUUUGUUACACCACUGAGAUGUGGCAUAUUAACGGACACUUCCCUUGCUCUUCGGCGACGACUAAAUGACAGAGAUACCUCUUUGUUUAAUGCUGAUGAAGACUGGUCGUUCAUUUAUGACGACGAUGAGAUUCACAAAGCAGAUGAUGUUGUUCCUCAAAUUUACGCCUGCGCAACAAUGUGGCAUGAGACUAGAAACGAAAUGAUUCAACUUUUGAAAUCUCUGUUUCGUAUAGAUGUUGAUCAUAGUGGCCGAUACUUAGCUCAGAAAUUCUACGGCAUAAGAGAUCCUGACUAUUACGAAUUCGAAGCCCACAUCUUCUUUGAUGAUGCAAUGGAUUUAACUGAUGAUGAAAAUUCAGUACCAAAUGCUUUUGUCGUCGAAUUCAUGGACAGUAUUGACGAUGCAUUGAGUUCUGUGCAUGAGAGGCAGUUACAACUAGGUCCACCCAUGCGAACAGCAACGCCUUACGGGGCAAGAUUAACGUGGCUCUUGCCUGGAGCAACAAAACUCGUGGUUCAUCUAAAGGAUCGGCAUCGAGUUCGACACAAGAAACGAUGGUCUCAAGUAAUGUACAUGUACUAUUUGCUUGGUUAUCGAAUACUUGCACAGCCUGAAAAUUUACUUCAUAGAGAUUUUUGCGAUCGAAGUUUCGGUUCUUCAUCAGAAGAUGCUAACCAGAGAGUUCGGCUAACAAACUCACAACUACGACAUCGAAGACAGGCUUCACAUUUCACGAGAAGCGUCAUCUUUAACUACACAACAGAGGAAGUUCACACGCAGGCUGAGAACACUUUUAUAUUGACACUUGAUGGUGACGUCGACUUUAAACCUGAUGCAGUGCGUCUGUUGGUCGAUCGCUUAAAAAAGAACAAAAAAGUUGGAGCUGCAUGUGGUCGCAUUCAUCCAAUUGGUUCAGGUCCAAUUAUUUGGUAUCAGGAAUUUGAAUAUGCUAUUGGUCACUGGCUUCAGAAAGCAACAGAGCAUGUCUUUGGUUGUGUAUUAUGUGCCCCAGGAUGUUUCAGUUUGUUUAGAGGAUCGGCACUUAUGGACGACAAUGUCGCUAGAUGCUAUGCUAUUAGAGCAAGUGAAGCAGGUCAUUAUGUUCAAUAUGACCAAGGGGAAGACAGAUGGCUAAGUACACUCCUCCUGCAACAAGGCUAUAGAAUCGAUUACUGUGCCGCCGCAGAUGCCCUUACACAUGCACCUGAAACUUUCUCCGAGUUCUUCAAUCAGCGCCGAAGAUGGGGUCCCUCCACCUUGGCGAAUUUAAUUGACCUUCUGGGAGACUGGAAGAACACAGUACGCCUCAAUGACAACAUUAGCACACCUUAUAUAUUAUACCAGUUCUUCCUUUUGGUUUCCACAAUUCUAGGCCCAGCCACUGUCCUUCUUAUGAUGGCAGGAGCUUUCACUGUUGUCUUUAAGACGACGAUUAUAGAAUCCUAUGCUAUAGCCCUGACGCCAGCAAUCGCUCUCAUCAUUGUGUGUCUGUAUGCAAAACCAAGCACACAAAUUAUAUUUGCGACGAUUGCUAGCGCAAGUUACGCCAUAGUGAUGACCAUCGUUCUAGUGGGUACGGUUGGGACAGCUAUAGAGGGAGGACUAACAAGUCCUAAUGUUGUCUUUCUGUCAAUACUUGUCAUCAUUUACUUCAUUGCUGCCUUGCUGCAUCCGGAGGAAUUUACCUGUGUAAUACCUGGAGCACUAUACUUCAUCUGUAUUCCUACGGGUUACCUUGUUUUAACCAUAUAUUACCUGUGCAAUAUGCAUGUAGUGUCUUGGGGGACACGUGAAGUUACCUUGCUCAAAGGUGAUGCAAACUCAUCGACAAAAAAUGAAGCAGAGGAAGAGAAGAAAAAGAAGAAGAAAGAGAAGAAGACAGGAAUUCUGGGAUGGCUUGGUAUAACCUCUAUUAUCAACGAAACAGUUGAACUUUUUCGUCAAGUUCGAACGAUGACUCUUGCCAAUACAGAAAAACCUACAAAAACUGACCAACUAUUAGAGGAACUAAUAAUAGAAUUGAAGGAUAAGCGUUUACCGAAGGAACUACAGAGCGAAGGGGUUGUGACGUCAUCAAAGCCAGAUAUCAUGGAAUCAAGUACAAAAUCAAUGAACAUUCCCCCAAUAUCUGAAGAUUAUGUGAACAAUAAAGGAAAAACGGAAACGAAGAUUUACACAAAAACCGAUCAACAAGAAUGUCUACAAAACCAAAUAUUAGGAGAUGGUCCAAUUAAGAAACUUGACGAAAGGGAGGUCUUGUUUUGGAAGCAAUUGUUGCAAAAGUAUUUAUAUCCAAUAAAGGAAGACAAGCUUCACCAGGAGAGGGUGGUUAAUGCUUUGAAAAACCUACGCAACAAUGUCGUGUUUGGAUUCUUCAUGACCUCUGCUCUGUGGAUAGCUCUUACCAUGCAACUUCAGCUAUUACAGGAUGACUUUAAAGACACCGAUCUUUUCAUCAAAAUUCCGCACUUCGAUUCAUCACAAAAAGAUCUGACAUUUGAACCCCUCGGAAUGAUCUUUUUAGCUUUAUUUUCUGCAAUUUUGCUUUUUCAAUUCCUUGGCAUGCUUUCACAUCGCUGGGGAACCAUUCUCCAUGUUCUUUCUAUCACUGAUAUAUCUUGCAGUCAGAAGUUCACCGAAAAGUACAAAAUACAGGAGGUCAUUGCUAAAGCCAUGGAACUGCAGAGAGUGAGUAACAUCGAAAACGAACCCGAGCCGGAUUACGAUGACCCUCUGCCAGACUAUGAGGACGACGAUAUAGACGAUGACGACGAGGCAAUAUCAACUUUGUAUACAAGCUCUUGUUCCUCCAUGUCAACUGCCUGUGAGAAUCUCGGGUCUAACUUUCAAGACGCCCGUCAGAAGAGAAGGUCCCUUCGCCGAAAAAACAGUGCAGUCUUCAACCGACGUGGGCUGACAACUGGAAGAACGCUAAGAAGAGCAUUCGAACGUCGAUACAGAAAUCAGCUGCGUGGUGAUCGUAAUGGGGAUCAACAUAGUGAUUCUGGAUUUAAUUUCAAAGAUAAUGAAAAGAAUGAUGGGUUUUUAAGUGUCUGAAGACAAACAGU
This is a messenger RNA of Saccostrea cuccullata (small rock oyster), 5057 nucleotides long. RefSeq names its product chitin synthase chs-2-like. The transcript has 13 exons. The coding region runs from base 1 to 5046 and encodes 1681 amino acids. The record is from RefSeq and is a predicted model, not a curated record. Lineage: Eukaryota; Metazoa; Mollusca; Bivalvia; Ostreida; Ostreidae. Gene Ontology annotation, molecular function: chitin synthase activity. Gene Ontology annotation, cellular component: cell septum; cell periphery.